CCGGCAGCUGAUCUCAGCCACCCGUCUCGGCUUUGCACAUCAACCACCAUCUCUACUCAUCAAGAAUACCAGACUAUCAUACUCUACCUUUCUAUACUCGUCCCACCCACACAUGCCUCAAAGUCCCAAGAUAUUGUCGAAGGAGGACUUGCCAACGUCCGAGGCGAAAUGGGUAGCCCUGAAGAAACUCUACUGGAGCGACCAGGAAGGCAAACAAAGAACAUGGGAAUGCGCUGAGCGGACGACUAGAGGCUCGUCUGGAAUUGAUGCGGUCGCCAUCCUUGCGAUACUGCGCUCGGAGAGCAAUGCGUUCCAGCCGUCAACCGUGAUCAUAGAACAGUAUCGUCCACCGGUAGACAAAUACGUCAUUGGCAAAUGUAGAGACGUUCUAAUCGUACGCGUAGGUUUAAUCGACGAGGGUGAGACAGCCGAAGAGGCUGCGAUCCGUGAACUUCAAGAGGAGACAGGCUUCAAGGCGUCCAAGGUCCUCGACUCGUCGCCCUGCAAGUUUGGACCCUGGUUCGCGCAUGAUGGGAACGGUCUUACUGCAGGCAUGACAACCGCCAACAUGAAGCUCGUCGCAGUGGACGUUCCUUUCCCGGACAAGCUCGAGCAGUCGGCGCAGAAGCUAGAGCCGGGUGAGUACAUCACAGCGAGGAUCGUCGAGCUCGCAAAAUUGGCGGAUGAGCUGAAAGAGUACGAGAAGAAGGUUUGGAUGUGCGUCACGGCUCACGCUCAUUGUCGCUCACUUUCGCUUUACAUCAAGGGCUUUGUCGUCGACGCGCGGCUGUCGCACUUCGCGAUCGGUAUCGAGAUGGCGAGAGACUCAGGCAGUCGAAGCUGUGAUACGGAGGUUUCUCGUUACAAUUGAAAGCAGGACAAGAUACACACAUCGUCAUAACGUACAAUACACCGCAAUAGCGCAAGCAGGAGUGCCCUUCCAAGAUCUUGCAACACAAGGGAACACGCUCCGGACGUACUCCCUUGACUUACCCGCGUUCCGUGCUAUCACAGCAAGGCUGCUGCCUCGUCCACAAGCUGAUCGAAGGACACCGUGCUGCCUUGCAGUGCCUGCACGCGUACUCAUACGCCUUCUCCCACAGACCUGCCCAUAUGUCCAUCUGAUCGGCCGCCUUCGUCUUCAGGUAUGCAAUUGCUAUGGCUGUCGCCCAGAUCUGUUCGCUCUGCGGUUGCGACUGAAUCGAGACGGGCGCUGUGUCUACGACGGUCCCCGAUAUAACCUUGUCGCCAAACACUAGCUUCCGGAGUGCGUCAUUCAGCUGGAAGGAUCCGUCGAACGAUUGUAGUCGGGCGAUAGCCGUGGUGGGAUCGUCCGGGAAAGUCGACUC
Fomitopsis serialis is the source of this 1349-nucleotide messenger RNA. Its product is annotated as NUDIX hydrolase domain-like protein. Gene Ontology annotation, cellular component: nucleus. Gene Ontology annotation, biological process: nucleoside phosphate metabolic process; ribose phosphate metabolic process. The coding region runs from base 113 to 871 and encodes 252 amino acids. The transcript is spliced from 7 exons. Gene Ontology annotation, molecular function: ADP-ribose diphosphatase activity. NCBI's taxonomy places the organism in Eukaryota, Fungi, Basidiomycota, Agaricomycetes, Polyporales, Fomitopsidaceae. The record is from RefSeq and is a predicted model, not a curated record.